This is a messenger RNA of Brenthis ino (lesser marbled fritillary), 768 nucleotides long. The record is from the annotation of a GenBank genome assembly. Lineage: Eukaryota; Metazoa; Arthropoda; Insecta; Lepidoptera; Nymphalidae.
AUGAGUGAUGAAUAUGCAGCUGUUAAGCGUGGAAAAUUAAUUUUAAAAGGCGAUAAACCUAAGGCAAAAAAACGCAAACAUAAGAAAAAAGACAAAACAGAAGAUGAGAAAAUUGAUGAAGAUUGCAUCAAACAUGCAGGAUGGUGGAAAAUACAAAAAUAUGAAGAUAUAACUGGAUCAGUUGCUAUCGAAUUUGGGAAUAACGCUUAUAUAUCAGCCCUAGAUAACGGUCUAUUUACGGUUGGGGCUCCACAUGGUGAUGGAGAAGGCCCAUCUCCUGAAGAAAUUUUUACAGCAUUUCCUGCUGGAGAAAAUAAGUUUGCUUUAAAAUCUGGUUAUGGAAAAUAUUUGGGAGUAAAUACAGAAGGUCUAGUAAUCGGUAGAUCAGAUGCAGUUGGUUCUAUGGAGCAAUGGGAAGCAGUUUGGCAAGAUGGACAAACAGCAAUUCUUAAUUCACUUAGCAAAUUUAUAACUAUAACAGAAGAUGACUCUGUGGUAGCUCGUGACUUCACAGCAGGGAAACAGAGUAUGUGCAAUAUUCGCAGCAAUAAAAGCAGAGAAAUAAACACUAUUAAAAUUGCUGAAGAGGAGGGAGACCUGGCAGAAGUUGAAGUAAAUUAUGUUAAAAAAUUCCAGAAAUUCCAAGAUAAGAAACUCCGCGUAAAUGAUGGCAGUACUUCUGAAUUAAAACGAGCCAAAGUAGAGGGAAAUCUACAUGAAACUUUAUUAGAUCGUAGGAGCAAAAUGAAAGCCGACAGAUAUUGUAAA